CUCCCUCCACCCCAACUUUUCGACAUCCUCCCCGCCCUCCACGAGCUCCUCUCCCGCAUCGACCACGCCCCAACCGCAGCCACCCUCGCCGACCCCGGCGAAGAGAGCGAGAUAGCCUACACCGGCUCGCAGCCUCUAGACCCCAAGGACCUGCCGAGUGCGGUGCUACCAAUCAAGGCGCAGAUACGGAAAGGUUUACGUGAGCUGGAGACGCUGCCGGAUAUGGAUCGCUCGGUGGAGGAGCAGAGGGAGGAGAUUGCGGAGUUGGAGACGAAGAUACGGCGGCAGGAGGAAGUGCUGAGGGCGAUGGAG
Baudoinia panamericana UAMH 10762 is the source of this 312-nucleotide messenger RNA. RefSeq lists its product as uncharacterized. Lineage: Eukaryota; Fungi; Ascomycota; Dothideomycetes; Mycosphaerellales; Teratosphaeriaceae. The transcript has a single exon. The annotation marks the transcript as partial. Gene Ontology annotation, molecular function: transcription coregulator activity. The record is from RefSeq and is a predicted model, not a curated record. Gene Ontology annotation, cellular component: mediator complex. Gene Ontology annotation, biological process: regulation of transcription by RNA polymerase II.